CGGUUGGUGGGUUAGGUUGGAAAGUAGCAAGAGGUUUUUACGGGUUUGUGCGGUCGGAUUCGGAGAUUGGUUUUGGGCCCGUCGGAAACCGAAUCCGACCGAAUCUAAGGUUAUUUUUAUGGCUAGGCCCAAUCUAAACAGAAAUCUAAGGUUCAUUCCUAUAGUUAGAGAUGUGGUAUGAAUCUCACUUUUUCAUACGCACAAAAUAUUCGAUGUAUCCACAGAGAACUAACAAAAAACCAAGACUCUCUCUCAGUCUCAAAUCUCAAUUCAUUAGUUCCACUUCUUCGUGAGAUUCAUACGCACAAACAGCAACGUUACUCCGCUAGGGUUCAUCAUUCUCUCAGUUCGUGGUUUCAUCGUUUAACGAAGAACCGUCGCCGUCCAUUAUUCAACCACAAAUCACCACCGAGCUUGUUAGAUCAAGGAGUUGGAUGAGUCCUGCCGCCAAUGGAGCGCGACAAAAGUAGCUUGCAAGGAGUUGGAGUUCCUAGCUUGCAAGGAGUUGGAGUUCCUAGCGGAGUUGUAGAUCAAGGAGUGAGUCAAGGUAAUGCCAUCACCUGUCAUUUUUAUACUGAGUGUUUGUUUAAUAAGUGAUACAUGUUAUGCUGUCAUUUUUAAAUGUAUGAAUUAUAGGAGCAGCUGCUGGUACUGCACUCCCUCCACUUCGAAAAAGGAAACUUAAUGCUAGUGGUAGUAGAAAAACUUCUACGGUUUGGGAAGAGUUUAACAUUUUACCGGAUGAGCCUGAACCUAUAGCCGCGUGUAAACACUGUCAUAAAAGGUACCGAUGUGACCCUAAAACACAUGGUACUUCUAACAUGCUAGCUCACUCGAAAGUGUGUUACAAAAACCCUGCCCUUUUGUUGAAAGACCCCAAUCAGACAAACCUUGUAAGCGGCGAGGGUGGGUUUUUAGUUCCAACUAGUCAAAGGUUUAAUGCUGCAGCCUGUAGGAAGGCCAUUAAUACCUUUGUUAUCCUUGAUGAACAUUCCUUUAGAGUGGUUGAGGGUGUUGGUUUUAAGCAAAUGUGUAAACAAUUGCAACCCCAAAUGGCUAUCCCUACUAGGAGGACCGUUGCUAGGGAUUGUUUUCAGCUUUACCUAGCUGAAAAGUCACGUCUUAAAGCCUUUUUUAAAUCUGAUUGUACUAGGGUUGCACUAACCACAGACUGUUGGACUUCGAUACAAAACCUUAGUUAUAUGGCCACCACUGCACACUUCAUUGACACUGCUUGGAAGUACCAAAAAAAAUUAUUAGUUUCUCUUUAGUUCCAAAUCACAAAGGUGAUACCAUUGGCAUGAAAGUCGAGGACGUUUUGAGGGAAUGGGGGCUUAGGAAAGUGUCUACAAUUACCCUGGAUAACGCAACAGCAAAUGAUGUGGCUGUGAGUUAUUUGGAUAGAAGACUUAAGAGCAAGAAUGCUUUACUGGGUGUAGGUGAUUAUUUGCAUAUGAGGUGUGCUGCCCAUGUCUUGAACUUGGUAGUGAGAGAUGGUGAAAAAGAACAUGAAGGGUCUAUUGAAUCAGUUCGCACUGCUGUUAGGUUUGUAAGGUCUUCUCCACAAAGAGCUAUGAAGUUUAAGGAGUGUGUUGAACUUGCGGGCAUAACUUGUAAAAAAAAACUUUGUCUUGAUGUUUCUACAAGGUGGAAUUCCACUUACCUAAUGUUGGAUGCUGCUGAAAAGUUUGAAGCUGCAUUUGACAAUAUGAUUGAUGAGGAUCCUGGAUACAUCGAAUAUUUUGACCUCCUUACCGGUCCACCCGGUUCUCAGGAUUGGAAAAAAGUUAGGGCUUUUGUGGUUUUCUUACAAACCUUCUAUGAGGCAACCAAAGUGUUUUCAACUUCGCAAGAAGUGUCCUUGCAUUUAGCUUUUCAUAACUUGUCUUCAAUUUUGUGUGAGCUUCAAGAAGCUUCAUUUAACUUGAAUUCUUAUGUGGCUCCAAUGAUUUCACAUAUGAAGGUUAAAUAUGAUAAGUAUUGGGGGGAUGUGGGAAAAGUGAAUCAUUUUCUUUACUAUGGAGUGAUCUUUGAUCCUAGGUUUAAGUUUAACUAUAUUGAGUGGUCUUUUAAUGAUAUGUAUGGGCAUUCUAGUGACCUUGCCAAGAAAAAUAUUGAAUGUGUCAAAACUAGUUUGUUUAAACUAUAUAAUUGGCAUAAAUCUGAUCAUGAUAAGAAUGUUGGGGCUAGUCCUUUAAGUGCACCAGGGAGCACUUCCCUUGGAGAAGCAUCUUCCCAACCAAAAGAACCAUCACCUUUUACAAGGGCUAAUGCUUUUAAGAAACAUCUGAAGGAAAAAGACACAAUUGAAAAUGAAAAUGAACUAGAGAAGUACUUAGGUGACCCUUGUUGCGGGGAGGGGGAAAAUUUUAGUAUUCUUAAUUGGUGGAAGGAAAAUUGCACCCGUUAUCCUAUAUUAGCAACCUUGGUUCGGGAUGUGUUGGCAACACCUGUUUCUAGUGUAGCCUCAGAAAGUGCUUUUAGCACGGGGGGGAGGAUUUUAGAUAUCUAUAGGAGCUCUUUGAGUCCAGAUAUGGUCGAAGCGCUUAUAUGUACUCAAAACUGGUUGAAGCCUUCUGACAAUGAUCUAAAUGUCCUUAAUAUGACUGAAGAAUAUGAGAUUAGUGAAUCAAUUGUUUCAGAGUUUCAAGUAGCUACUGGUGGAGCAGUUGCUCCUACACAGGCUGGGCCUGUUUAAUUCUCGCCUAGCUGUGAAUUUUUGAAUAUUUUGGAGUCACUUUGUGAUUCAAUAAGACAAGCCUUUCUUUUUUGGAGUCAUUUUUUGAAACUAAGGAUGGAACCGUUUCAGUAGCUACUGCGUUUGCUGGUCAUCAGGCACGUUGUCUUGGGCUUAUGCAAUUGUUCUUACCGAAGUACACAAACAUAAUGUCACUUGUAUUUCUUUUGCAUUUGUGCUCAAGCUUACAAACUGAGUUUGAAUACUGCAUGUUAUGCUAAUCUGUUUUUGGUGGUGCAGUAUACUGGGAUGAUGUUACUUGAGGAGAUGGCCUGUGUAAUGUUCUCUUGCCUGUGUUGUUAGUUCUGUGCCUUCUCAUUCAAGUUCCAUUGAGUGUGUUGGGUUCGCACCAAGACAGGACGAGUUCAGCUUGUGCCUAGGUCAAGAGGAGGUGAAGAACAGUCUCUAGGGCGUUCAAGAUUUGGUACUGGAAAUGCAGGUCAGGGGUAUACUUUUGAAGAGGUCAAGGUUCUUUUUCUAGUAGUUAUGGACCUCUGUCGCCGAACUUCUGGUCUGCAACACCCCUUGCCAGUUUCUCAGGUGGGGAGCAGCAACAUUCAGGUUCGUUUGCAUUAUAUUGAUGGGAACUACACUGUACUGCCAGAGGUUGUGGAAGCAUCCCUUGGCCCACAUAUGCAGGUAACUUUCUG
This is a messenger RNA of Lathyrus oleraceus (garden pea), 3387 nucleotides long. RefSeq names its product zinc finger BED domain-containing protein RICESLEEPER 2-like. The transcript is spliced from 7 exons. Lineage: Eukaryota; Viridiplantae; Streptophyta; Magnoliopsida; Fabales; Fabaceae. Gene Ontology annotation, molecular function: protein dimerization activity; DNA binding. The coding region runs from base 1301 to 2698 and encodes 465 amino acids. The record is from RefSeq and is a predicted model, not a curated record.